This is a messenger RNA of Closterium sp. Naga37s-1, 3120 nucleotides long. The record is from the annotation of a GenBank genome assembly. NCBI's taxonomy places the organism in Eukaryota, Viridiplantae, Streptophyta, Zygnematophyceae, Desmidiales, Closteriaceae.
AUGGCGACCACAGCUGUUUCCGACCUUUCGCGGCGGGCCGCCCUUAGCACAGCCUUGAGAACUCAGUCCGGCUCUCGCCAGCAUCUUCCGUCGUUCCCAGGUCCGCCUCACGCUGCGCAUACCCUUCGCCGGCAUCACGCUAUCGUUAGCUUCCGUCGCUCGUCGCUCGCAGGAAUCGCGCGAGUGACAAUAUCGAGAUCCUACCCCAGCCGCACAGCAGCCUCGCGAUCUGUCUCCAGGCGUUUCCCGCCCGCGAUUCGCGCCUUCACAAAUCAACCGGACGCGGCGCGACCCGGCAGCAAGGCAUCCCGGAUCGCGGCAACAGACGCGGCUCCCUCCCUCCUCGACACGUCCCGACGACAAGCCGCCGCUGCUGCACGUUCCCCUGCCGCCGUCGCUGCCGCCGCUUCUGCCGCUGCUUCUACUACAGCUGCCGCCGCCGCGGCGCUCGAGGACUCGCUAUCGAGUCGCGGCAUUCCCGAGGCGUAUUCAACGGACGCGCAAAUCCUGAGCGGCGAGGUGGAGGGGUUUGCGGGGAUGAACGAGGAGGGCGAGUGGAUUCUGCUGUUGCCGUCGGGUCGCAAGCGCCAGUACCCGCGAAAGCGCCGUUCGAAACCUCGAGUUCCCCUCGCCAUUGAUCCCGUUGACCGCGUUGACGCCGUUGACUCUGUUGACGCCCCUCGAAACGCCGCAUCCAACGUCCGUCUGCCGUCAGAUGUGUCGCAGAUUGAAGAAUCUACGCCGUUCGUGGUUAGCAGCGGCAGAUCAAAUCUGCUGCCUGACGUGAAUCCCGAGCUUUCAGGCUCUCCCGGGGCGCCACGUGGCAGGCAUCCGUCCCCUAAAGCCUUAUCCGAAGCGGCAUUGAGAGUGAGAAGGGAGAGGCAGAAGUUGCAGCAGCAGCGCCAGCAGACCGUCGAGGCGCUAGUAGAUGGUUCUAACGAGGUGAAAGAUAUGACUACUGCUGGUGUGACUGAAGCGGACGAUGUUUUCUUCUCUGCGCCCUCCUCCCCCUCCUCUCCCUCCUCCUCACCGCCUUCCCUUACCGUAUCCCAGACCCCACUCUCCGACUUGCGCCCCGCUUCCGCUCCUGCGCCGGCUUCCGCUGCCGCGCCCGUUUUCUCCGCUCCGCGCACCCCGCUGCCCGAAUUCGCGCCGUCACGAGCAGCCGACGCAGUCCAAGAGGCGGAAGGGGGAAGGGAGGGGGAGCAAGCGGUGGGAAUUAGGCGGCAAACGUCCCAAAAGCGAGUAGUUAGGCUGAGCUUAGCGCGUCCACCAUCCGCCAUCAGGCGAGCGGCGGUAGAAACCACAGAAGUUCCAGACCAACAAUUGGAGGCUAAGAAAGUAGGAAGGGGCGCGGAGGAGGCGCAGGCGGCGGAGACGCAGGGGGAGAGGGAGGGGGAGCGGCGCGGCGGAGUGGAGGUGGCAGGCGCGCUGAAGGCCGUGAGGCGGCACCUGAGUGGGGGCACGCGGGGCGGAAUGACGACAGCUAGAGCCAUGCUGGACGAGGUGAGUGGCGAGCAGGUGGAGCAGGUUGAAAGGCAGCAGGGAAAGGUGAAGAGGAAGGGAGAAUGUGAGGAGUUUUUAAUAGGCAGCGGAGAGAAGCUGCUGUGUCAACCUACGAACCCCCAGAUCCAGGAGCACAUGGCGCUGGCAGAGCGCAAAGCAGGCAACACAGCAGCCGCCAGGGCGUGGUACCGCCGCAGUGCGCAGGGCUAUGAGGCGGCUCUGGCGGUCGGCACUGCCUCCCCGCACUCAGGGGAUGCUUUUGACAACAACCACAGCGACGCAAGGCAUUCAGACGCCAGGCACUCGGAAGAGAGAGGGCCUGCGGAGCUAAUGAGUGAAGGAGCAGUAGAGGAGGCUGGGCACCUGAAGAAUAAUAACCUGGGGCGGUGCCUGCAGGCGUGGGCCGGGAUGGAGGCGGAGGAGGGUGACAUGGUUACCAGCAGACAGCUGUUUCAACGCUCAAUAGUGAUACUGACGCAGGGAGAACCAGGCCACCAGCAACUGCAGGAGCAGCAGGGCAGAACUAAACAGUCGGGGCAAUCUCCCAAGGAUACUGGAAUCCUUGUGAUUGGCCUGCACGCCUGGGCCAUGGCUGAGAAACGUGAAGGGAAUUUUCGAGCCGCCCGAAACCUGCUGGAGCAGGCAGAGAAGCUUCAGCCGGGCAGCCCGGUGGUUCUGCAGUCACGCGCUCUCCUGGAAGCUUCCGUGAAGAACCUGGGUGGAGCCCGGUGUUACUUUAAGAAGGCCACUGCUGCUGCCCCUCUUGACGCUGCUUGCUGGCAGGCAUUUGCGCUCCUGGAAGCAAGAGCCGGCCGAAUCAAGUACAUGAGAACCCUUUUCCGUUGGGCACUCUCAGUGAACCCGAAGUCCAUUCCCACACUGCACGCAUGGGCGUGCCAGGAGGCCCGCCUGGGCACACCCAAAAGCAGAGAGACAGCCAGGGGGCUGUUUCGGAAAUGUUUGGAGGUGCAGCCUGGGUGUGUGCGGGCGCUGCAGGCGUGGGGUGUGAUGGAGCAUGCAGCAGGGGACGUUGAUGCAGCGAGGGUGCUGUUUGAUCUCUGCCUUGAGGCUGCUCCAAGCUCAGUCCCCACUCUCCAGGCAUAUGCAUGCUUGGAGCGGCAGCAAGGAGACUUAGCCAAGGCCCGUUCCCUCCUAUCACUAGCCCUCUCAGCCCAGCCAGGCAAUGCAGCAGCACUGCAGCAAGCGGCAGAGGUGGAGGAGGAGCUGGGUAAUGAAGCAGCAGCGCAUGAGCUCUUUGUGCGUGCGAACCGGGCGGAUAGGGUGGUGGCGAGGCGGCGACGGGGGAUGUAUGAGUCGGCUAAGGAGGGGAGGCAAGAGGAGCAGAUUAGAGGGGCAGUGCCGUGGUGGGUGGUGGGGAAGAUGAGGGAACGGCGGUCGAAGCGGCGAGAUGGCGGGAGUCUGGUGUUUAAGCGGAAAGUGGAGGACUGCUACGCGCUCUCCCUCGUGAGGACGCAGAAGAGCAUGGACAAGUGCAAGGAAGACCUGCAGGCGCAGAUUGCGCAGUGCGGAGGCAAGCCAGUACGGACCGAGUAUCCUCUGGCAGGAGGAGCAAGCAAGCCUAGUAAGUCAGCAAGGCCAAGCGCCAAAAAAUGA